This is a messenger RNA of Lactuca virosa, 887 nucleotides long. NCBI's taxonomy places the organism in Eukaryota, Viridiplantae, Streptophyta, Magnoliopsida, Asterales, Asteraceae. The record is from the annotation of a GenBank genome assembly.
GGCCCACCUCUCUCUCCCUCUCUCAAAAUACACACACAAACACUUUAAUAAUUUCAUGUUACCUCCACUUUGACGAUUUCCAAAGCACAAUUUUCCCACUCUUUAAGCUUCCAACUUCUCUUUGAAAUGUCAAAAUAUUUGCGUGUGUUGACUCUUCCCACUAGCCUGAGACGUUUCCGGUGUCGACAAAUUUAUUUUGACUGAAGCAGACAAUCCAAUUUGUGUAAAAAAAAUUGUGAAGCAGAGAUCUACCCUUCCUUCACCAUUAUCAGACCCCAUUCACUAGAUCUACCCUUCCUUCACCAUUAUCAGACACCAUUAGCAGAGAUCUACCCUUCCUUCACCAUUUUCUUACCUUGCUCAACAACAAUCACCCACCUAACUGUGAAUCAAUGGCACUGGCGGUCUAAAAGUUUAUCAGAUUAAUGUGCACUCCGACCACCGUCGAUUUGCACUUCGACCCCAAUACCUACACCUAUUACGAAUUAGGGGAGGAUUCUCUAGUUGUGAUGAAAAACACCCUACCAUAUAAACCACCACUAACACCACCAUCAUCGUUUUCAAUAUGCAAUUCAAGAAUUUGUAUAGAUAAGAAGAAAGGUGCACAACAACAAUCACCUACUCUCCUCUCCACUAAACUAGGUCUUCUCAACAUCCGUCGGAAAUCACUGGACCUCAACCCACUAUCAUCGAACCUGCACUCUUCUGGUGAAUCGUUGUCGGAUGUAUAUCUUGAUCUUGUUUACAAGAAAAAAGUGAGAAUCGUUUGUUUGAGAAUGGAGAAAUCAAAGGAAUCGAUUGUUUGCAAGAAAGAAUUCGGAUCUCUGAUGUUGGAAUCUGAUGUUGAAAUGGAUUAUGAACAAGGUUUGUAUCGGCGGUGGAUUUGA